UAUUGCAAAAUUACAUCAAAAUAAUAUUAUAUCAAUGAUCAAAAUAGUGUUUUGAUUUCAAUACAAAUUUGUCUCAUAUUAAUUAUUUACUACAACAAUAACUAAUUUGUAAAACAGUGGAAUAAUAUUGUAUAUUAAAUAAUAAACUUAAAUUGAAUGUCAUAUCGAGGCUCGUGGGAACAAAACAAAUAUUAGAACCAAUGAGACAGUAUUGCGCAAAAACAUGAGUGACUCAAAAUCUUUUGUGAACUUCUCCUGCCAACGAUGUCUGCAGCCUCUGAAGCUGGAUGACUCAUUGAACCACCUGGGCGAGCAUACCAUAGCUGAUUUAGCGCUACAGAUACGACGUAACAACGAAACUGAUCUCGAUCUGCAAUCAUCUAGCUUGGAGCACUAUGUUCCGCCUUUUCGCAUGUCCGACUCUGGUAACGGAGCCAAUGGAUUCAUGGUCAUAUCUGAUGGAUGGGAAACUGCCUCUUUGGGACACCAGUUACAUGUAAAAGCGACACUAUUUGACCUACUCUCUAAUAACUCCGAUGUAGACCACCCCCUGUGUGAUGAGUGCACAGAUACUCUUCUAGACUUGAUGGAUAACCAGCUGAAGUUGACAGAAGCCGAGUGGAAAGACUACAACGACUAUUUAAAGAAGUUAGAAGAUGACAAAGAAGAUUUGAACUUGGAGGGCCUAGAAAAAGAGUUGGAAGAUUGGAAAGAAGAACAGAACAGGCUGCUGCAAGAGUUAUCUGCGUUACAAAAAGAGGAGAAGGCUAUGAAAGAGGAGAUAGAGGUGCAGGAGAGAGAGAAAGAGAGAUUAGAGUUAGAACAGGAUAUUUAUUGGAGAGAAUAUACGAGGCAUCGGAAAGAUUUGAUGACGACUGAAGAUCAGAUGAAGUUUUAUGAAUGUCAGCUCUCCUAUACACAAGCACAGCUAGAAAAGCUAAAGAAAACUAAUAUUUUCAAGCUCACUUUUCACAUAUCCGAUUCUGGACAAUUUGGAAUCAUAAAUAAUUUCCGGCUUGGUCGCUUGCCUACCGCUCCAGUCGAUUGGUCUGAAAUCAAUGCCGCUUGGGGCCAAACUGUACUCCUCCUAUCGUCCUUAGCUAGAAAAAUAAACUUCUGUUUCCAAAGAUACCGACUCGUACCAUACGGUAAUCAUUCCUACAUUGAGGUAUUGGAGGAUCAGAAAGCUUUACCGUUGUAUGGAUCGGGUGGAUUCCGAUUUCUAUGGGACACUAAGUUUGACGGAGCCAUGGUCGCUUUUCUGGACUGCUUACAGCAGUUCAAAGAACAAGUUGAAAAAGGUAAUAAUGGAUUCUGUUUACCGUAUAGAAUAGACAAGGGAAAGAUAGAAGAUACUGCCUCACCACCCAACGCUUAUUCAAUUAAAAUACAGUUUAAUUCCGAAGAACACUGGACAAAGGCACUAAAAUAUAUGCUAACGAAUUUAAAAUGGGCGCUUACUUGGAUUUCAUCUCAAUUAAGUGAGGAUAAUGUUGAGGGAUAAAAUAAUUGCUUCUUUAUUUUUAAUGUUACAUAAUAAUUAAAAAGUUAGUCUUAUUUUUUAUGCUUUGUUUUGUGGCGAUUUUAGAAUUUAAAAGAAGUAAAUAUUGAAUA
This is a messenger RNA of Aricia agestis (brown argus), 1614 nucleotides long. RefSeq names its product beclin-1-like protein (gene Atg6). Gene Ontology annotation, biological process: cellular response to nitrogen starvation; autophagosome assembly; late endosome to vacuole transport. The coding region runs from base 224 to 1504 and encodes 426 amino acids. The transcript has a single exon. The record is from RefSeq and is a predicted model, not a curated record. NCBI's taxonomy places the organism in Eukaryota, Metazoa, Arthropoda, Insecta, Lepidoptera, Lycaenidae. Gene Ontology annotation, cellular component: phagophore assembly site; phosphatidylinositol 3-kinase complex, class III, type II; phosphatidylinositol 3-kinase complex, class III, type I.